This is a messenger RNA of Chenopodium quinoa (quinoa), 1920 nucleotides long. Its product is annotated as putative B3 domain-containing protein At5g66980. The transcript is spliced from 4 exons. The record is from RefSeq and is a predicted model, not a curated record. Lineage: Eukaryota; Viridiplantae; Streptophyta; Magnoliopsida; Caryophyllales; Amaranthaceae. Gene Ontology annotation, molecular function: DNA binding. The coding region runs from base 735 to 1220 and encodes 161 amino acids.
GGAGUAAGCCCAUUACACUGAAGUAUUAGGGUUUCAGUACAUAGCCGUUAGUCCUCUUUCUCUAAAUUCACUUCCCUCUCUCUUUCUCCUCACUCAAUCUGCUCACUCCGAAUCUUCUAAGAAAUUCAAGCGAUUUUCUUCAUUUUUCUUAUCUUUUUCUUUGAUGUAUGAUCUCUGCUUUAAUCAUCUAUUUGGUUUUUAAUUUUUUUUUAGCUUACAUUCGGGAUUUGGUGAAUUUUUUUUUAAUGAAUAUUGUUGGAUCUUGAAGAUUUGAUGCAUUUUGAAGACUGAAUUAGUGUUGAUUGAGAUAAAAAAAAAAGACGGUAAAAUGACGAUUGGAGUUCGAUAAUUUCAAGGCAAACUGGAGAACACGAGAUCUGUUUCUUCUUCGCUCUCUUACCCCCAAAUUUGAGAGAUCCGAUUGGACCUUCAUCGCCACCUCCUCUGCCACCGGAGUCCAAUGGCACUUCCACUUCCUCUGCUACUCCUUCUCCUUCUCCUUCUCCCGAGGAGAUCUCUCGCCAUGCUCAGCUCUCACUCGAGGUCAUCAACAUCAAAGAAAUCAAGAGUUUAGCAUCCAUGGGUCUUCCUGAUGCUCCUGACAUCCGCUCUACUCUCUAGAAGGUUCUCUAUUUAGAACAAUGACUCACAAACGAUGCCAUGAACUAACCCAAAUCAUUAAAAUUUAGGAUCCCAAUUCAAUUGAAUUGAGAAAGAUCAGAUUUGUGACCCCAAUGCACAUUUGCCAAUUACCACCUCCGAACACUUGCUUCUCUUUCCUCUUCUUCCUCGUUCAACCGCUGCUUCCAUCUUAUGGGAAAAUGCGUGUUCCUGAUGGUUUGGAAGAGGUUUUAGAAGAUGGCUUUCUCAACAUUGAAUUGUUGGUAGACGGUAAUGAUGAAUCUUGGUUUGUUACUCUGUUGCACGAAGAAUCUGACAAUGGUUGGAAGAUGUAUCUCGACAUAGGGUGGUCAGAUUUUAUGGAUGAUAAUAGUUUAAAUGUUGGCGAUGUGCUAAUGUUUAAGUACAUUGGUAAUAAUUCUUUUGCGGUUAAAAUUAUUUACCGCACUGGACCUCCACAGAGUGUGGGAGCAAGACAAACUUAUGGAUUUGGCAACACUUGCAAGAAGCGUGGCCGUAAGCCAGCUAUUGAAGGAUGUGCUGAAAAAAUGAUGGAGGCAAAUGCCUGGCUCGAUGCACUUGCAGAUGUGUGGGGUUAAUAUUUCUUCAAGUUUUCUUUCACUAAAAAGUACUUCGAUCAGGCUAUAAUUAAUAUUCCUCUGCCUUUUGCGAAAGAACAUUUCAUGGGAUUUUCUCCAACAACUGCCGUGGUCUUACAGAAUUUUGAUAAACAAUUUGAUGUUGAAUUGAAGAUUGUGAAGAAGAAAAAUAAAAUCAUUCAAUGUUCCUUGAAGAAUGGAGUCAGAAAGUUCAUUGAGUAUUAUAAUGUUCAGCUGGGCUCUUCAAAUAUAGGGAAGGUCAUCCUAUAGUGUUUGAUGUGGAUUUAGUUCUAGUAUGAUUAGCCAAUGAAAAGGGUUUAGGAAGUUCUUUAAUAAUGUGUAUUAAGUUGAUAGAAGUUUGUUUUGUUUAUCAACUCUAUCAACUAAGGCUUGACUAAAAUGUGGAAUAUUGUUAAGCUAUGUGGGGCUAAAUUGUUAUGUAAUAGACUGUUUGUAGCUACUAUUAUAUCUACUUUGUUUGGUUUUGUUUUUUUUUUCAAAUAACUUAUGCACAUGUAAAUGUGAUCUAAAUGCAGUUGGUACUUUCUGGUUUAGAUUUGAGAAUGUAUGUUUUGGAAAAUCAGUAUAGGCAAGUAGUAUAUGCUUUGUGAGAAUGAAACAUUGAAACAUCUAAAACAACGGUGUUAUGCAAGUAUUGUAUGCCUAUGCUAUGAACUGUUGCUUCAACACAGAGAAGUAA